AUGGACUGUAUUAAAAAAUCAAUUUUGCCGAAUGCAGUUGAAUCCGAAUUUGCAGUCAAUGCGCUUGAAGUUGUUAAGAUUAAAUUUGUCAGUAGUGUCGAGGAAAUAGAGAGCGCUGAAGGAUAUAAGCCAGAAUUUGCCUAUCAGCAUUUUGGUCAGAAUCUUGUUCCGGUCUUUUCCAGUGAAACCAUAUUUGGGUACUCAGGACUCUCCGUCAUCCUCGCUUAUACGUCUGCUACUAUGUACAUCUUUCCGGUUAUCAGUUUCGAAAAGACGAUCUCAAGUGUCAGAAGCGAUAUUAAGCCGGAUAACAUAUGCGAGAAACUAAGAGUUCAACUUCCUAAGUGGGACAUGGAUGCUAUGGUGAGUUCAAAAGAAAAAUUUAGGAUUCGGCUGGAAGAACAAACCACUUUUGAGCCAUAUGGAGAACUGUUGUCUAAGUUUGUAACUAAUGGGAAGGAGAUGCAGGUCUGGAAGGUAGUAGAGCGUUCCCCCUCAUUUGAUCGCUAUUUGGCUCGGGUGCAGACGUUGGCACUGUGGUACAUUGAAGCGGCCCAGUAUACAGAUAAUGAUGACCCCCGAUGGUGCCACUACUUUGUAUAUGAGAGCAAGAGAAGUCUAGAAGGAGGAAGGCAUUUAUAUUUUUUGGCAGGCUAUUGUUCAAUUUAUAACUUCUAUUGUUACCCUGAACAUAUACGUCCACGAAUUGCACAGAUCAUGCUUCUAGCCCCCUACCGAAGGGAGGGUAACGGAGCAAAGUUUCUUCAAAGUAUAUAUAAUGAUUUGAGGACGAAUAAGAUGGUCAGAGACAUUACUGUUGAAGAUCCUGCAGACGAGUUCAUUUACUUGCGUGACUAUGUUGAUUGUUUGAAUUGCUCCAAACUGCAGGAAUUUGCACCGGAGAAUUUAGUUAAUGGCUUCAGUGAUAAAAUGAGAGAUGCUGCGCGUGAGAAGUUGAAGAUUAAUGCAAUGCAGUGUCGUCGUGUUUACGAAAUCUUGCGUUAUAUGCAUACGGAUAUAAAGGACCCGUCGUCACUCAAGGCGUACAGGAUCGACGUAAAAAGGAGACUGGAAAAGCCAUUGAAGAAGAGUGAGCGGGAUUGGAGGAAAAUUGCAAGAGCAUUAGAUGAACGGGAGUUGGCUGCAGUGGUUGCUGGGCAGAUGGACCCUGAGCAGAGGCUCAAAAUAUUGCAGCAACAGUACGAACAGUUAAUUGAUGAUUAUAAAGUUACAAUAAGCAGGUUGAAAACGUUUACAACAAUAUUUUGA
Enterobius vermicularis (human pinworm) is the source of this 1269-nucleotide messenger RNA. The record is from the annotation of a GenBank genome assembly. NCBI's taxonomy places the organism in Eukaryota, Metazoa, Nematoda, Chromadorea, Rhabditida, Oxyuridae.